GGUUUACUUUUAUGAACCCUAAACCUAAAAAUCGUUGUUGUCACUGAUUGGGGCUGUAGGAGGAGCUGUCGCCCGUGCCAAUAGUUGCGAAGUCAGAAAAAUGCCGAAGCAAAUUCAUGAGAUUAAGGACUUCCUCCUCACAGCCCGUAGGAAGGAUGCGCGUUCUGUGAAAAUCAAGCGGAGCAGAGAUGUGGUCAAGUUCAAGGUUCGUUGCUCCAAGUACCUGUAUACCCUCUGUGUUUUUGACCUUGAGAAGGCCGAUAAGUUGAAGCAAUCACUUCCUCCAGGUUUGAGUGUGCAAGACCUUUGAAUAUCGGGUACAAUAUAAGGGACCAAUUUUGUUUGAAUUUGUGCUUUAUAUUUGCGUUUACCAUUUCGUUGCUUAUCAGCAAAGGAUUAGAUUAUGAUUAAUGUAAUGAACAAUGCAAAAGGAUUAGAUUAUGAUUGAUGUGAUGAACAAUGCAAGUUGACUUGACGCAGUUUAUGCUUUUUGUAGCUAAUUUCAUAUAUUAUUAUGGAUAAAACUUGGUUAAUUUUAUUAAUCUUUCUGGUUG
Messenger RNA from Arachis stenosperma, 554 nucleotides. Its product is annotated as 60S ribosomal protein L38-like. NCBI's taxonomy places the organism in Eukaryota, Viridiplantae, Streptophyta, Magnoliopsida, Fabales, Fabaceae. The transcript has 3 exons. Gene Ontology annotation, cellular component: cytosolic large ribosomal subunit; ribosome. The record is from RefSeq and is a predicted model, not a curated record. Gene Ontology annotation, molecular function: structural constituent of ribosome. The coding region runs from base 101 to 310 and encodes 69 amino acids. Gene Ontology annotation, biological process: translation; protein-RNA complex assembly.